CGGCGGCGGAGCGGACUCGGCGGGGCGGGGGCUACGCUCGGCCGCGGGCGGUGACGGCGACGGCGGGUCCGGUUCGGGCAGCGCCGAGGCGGCAGGGGCAGCGGCUGGGCCCCGGCCCUGUGCGUCCGUGCGCGCGCGCCCCUUGGAUGUGAAUCGGCGGCGGCGGCGGCUGCGGCUGCGGAGGAGCCUCGGGCGGAGGGCCGGCCGGCGCCGGGCGGGGAGAGAGCGCACCAUGGAGCCGCGGCGGGGGGUCGCCCGCGCGGCGGCGGCGGUGGUGCUGCUGCUGCUGCUGCUGCCGCCCCGGGGCCGGGCGGACGAGCACGACCACACGUACCAAGAUAAAGAAGAAGUUGUUUUAUGGAUGAAUACUGUAGGACCAUACCACAAUCGCCAAGAAACAUAUAAAUACUUCUCACUUCCUUUCUGUGUGGGAUCGAAAAAAAGCAUCAGCCAUUACCAUGAAACACUGGGAGAAGCACUUCAAGGAGUUGAAUUGGAGUUUAGUGGCCUAGAUAUAAAAUUCAAAGCAGAUGACGUGCAGACCAACUACUGUGAGAUUGACUUAGACAAAGCAAAAAGAGAUGCUUUUGUAUAUGCUAUCAAGAAUCACUACUGGUACCAGAUGUACAUCGAUGAUUUACCAAUAUGGGGUAUUGUUGGUGAAGCAGAUGAAGAUGCUGAAGAUUACUAUCUUUGGACCUACAAAAGGCUGGAAAUAGGUUUCAAUGGAAAUCGAAUUGUGGAUGUUAACUUAACUAGUGAAGGAAAGGUGAAACUGAUAGCAAAUACCAAAAUCUCAAUGUCAUAUUCAGUGAAAUGGAAAAAAUCAGAUAUAAAAUUUGAAGAUCGAUUUGACAAAUAUCUUGAUCCAUCUUUUUUUCAACACAGGAUUCACUGGUUUUCAAUUUUCAAUUCUUUCAUGAUGGUUAUCUUCUUGGUGGGCUUAGUUUCUAUGAUUUUAAUGAGAACUUUAAGAAAAGAUUAUGCACGCUAUAGUAAAGAGGAAGAAAUGGAUGAUAUGGACAGAGACCUAGGAGAUGAGUAUGGCUGGAAACAGGUACAUGGAGAUGUAUUUAGACCAUCAAGUCACCCUCUGAUAUUUUCCUCACUUAUUGGUUCUGGAUGCCAGAUAUUUGCGGUAUCUUUCAUUGUCAUUAUUGUUGCAAUGAUAGAGGAUUUAUACACAGAGAGGGGAUCAAUGCUCAGUACAGCUAUAUUUGUUUAUGCUGCUACAUCCCCAGUGAAUGGCUACUUUGGAGGAAGCCUUUAUGCUAGACAAGGAGGAAGGAGAUGGAUAAAGCAGAUGUUUGUUGGGGCUUUCCUUGUUCCUGCAAUGGUGUGUGGCACUGCCUUCUUCAUUAAUUUUAUAGCCAUAUAUUACCAUGCUUCAAGAGCUAUUCCAUUUGGAACAAUGGUUGCUGUUUGUUGCAUCUGUUUUUUUGUUAUUCUUCCUUUGAAUCUCGUUGGUACAAUUCUAGGCAGAAAUCUGUCAGGUCAGCCCAACUUUCCUUGUCGCGUCAAUGCUGUGCCUCGUCCUAUACCGGAGAAAAAAUGGUUCAUGGAACCAGCCGUUAUUGUUUGCCUCGGAGGAAUUUUGCCUUUUGGCUCAAUUUUCAUUGAAAUGUACUUCAUUUUCACAUCUUUCUGGGCAUACAAGAUCUACUAUGUUUAUGGCUUCAUGAUGCUGGUGCUUGUCAUCCUUUGCAUUGUGACUGUUUGUGUAACCAUUGUAUGCACAUACUUCCUGCUAAAUGCAGAGGAUUAUAGAUGGCAAUGGACAAGCUUUCUUUCUGCUGCAUCAACUGCAAUCUAUGUUUACAUGUAUUCCUUUUACUACUAUUUUUUCAAAACAAAGAUGUAUGGCUUGUUUCAAACAGCAUUUUACUUUGGUUAUAUGGCAGUAUUUAGCACAGCCUUGGGGAUAAUGUGUGGAGCAAUUGGUUACAUGGGAACAAGUGCCUUUGUCCGAAAAAUCUAUACUAAUGUGAAAAUUGACUAGAGAAACAAGAAAACUGGGAACUCUGGAUCAGUUACUGUUUCAUAGGGGUGGAACUUGCACAACGUAAAGCGCAAGAAGAUAAUUGGGCUUUAACACUGGGUACUUUGUGGGUCUCUGUUUCAUGGAUGGCUUAAAGUAACAUCUAUUUUCAUUGAUCCUAGGUUCUUACUGACUGCUUUCUCCAACUGUUCACAGCAAAUGCUUGGAUUGUAUGCUAUAGGCAUUACUACAGUACAUGGCUAAUCUUCCCAAAAACUAGCUCAUUAAAGAUGAAUAGACUAGCUCUCUUCAGUGAAGAGGACAAACAGUUUAUUUAAAGCAUUUGUUCCAUUUAAAUAAAAAAGUGGGAAACUUGGCUGCUAAAAUUACAUGAAUAGAAAUCUUUCUGGAAUUUGGAUAUUGAAAAAAGAAUAGUGUUCCAGAAGAUUACUUUUCCCUUAUUUUUGCUGCCAUUGUCAGGAUAGUGGGAUGUUUUUAUAUUUUGGAUCUGGGCUCUAUAUUUUUUUCCAGUUCAUUUGCCAUAUCAACUAUACCUACAUUCAUUUGUUUAAGAGAAUUAAAAAGUAUAUAUAUAUUAAAGCCUGCAUGUAAUAUAUCUGCUGUCGUUCUAUUUGGACCAAUUUCCCAUUUAUUUAUCUUUAAAAUAAAUAUCCAGUUACAUCUUAAUUCCAUCCAAAGAAGAUACAGUCUGAAGACAGAGAUGUAUUCUCUACAAUGCAAUUUACUGUACAGUUAGAAAGAAAAAUGUUAAAUGAAGAAAAUACUUGUUUUUAUCAAACAUUUGGAGUUCUACAAAACAUUUUAAUUGAAUGUCUAAAGUGAUUAUCUUCCUUACCACCCACCCCUCCUCCUUUAGUCUUACAUCUUUUGUUUGGGUUUGAAUGAAGGCUUUACGUAAAUUAAGACAUUAUUAAAAAAAAAUGGGAGGGAGGGGGAGAGGGUAAUAAAUGUAUAUAACAUGAAAUAAUGUAACUUAGUUGUAGAUCCCAAAUGCAUUUGGAUGUACAGAUUUACUACGGAGUACUUUUUCUGAUGAUGAUCUGGUGUAGAAAUAUGUGAAUUUGGGUAGCUUUUUACAUCUUGCUUACCAUUGCAUGAAACAUUGGGGUUUCUUCACAGUGUGUGUGUGUGUGUGUCAUACUUAUUUUUCAGGGGAGGGUUGUUUUCUUCUUUUUCUUUCUGAGGCUUUUACUGGAGCCAAAUUUGUAAUUUAGAACAUUUAAUUUUGUUAAUCCUGUCUGGACACAUACAAUAUCUAAAGCAUUACUGCUUUAGAGUGUUCAGAAAAUUAAAAUAAAAUUUCCUGACAAAAUUGUUUUGAUUGUGAAAAUAGAUGUGUUUGCAGUUUGAAAAGUCUGUUCAAAAAGGCAACUAUUACUGAAUGCCAGUUUUUAUAUACAGUGUUGUUUUCAAAUCCAGAGAACCCACACUUUAGAGUCCAGAGUCCUUGCUUCCAUCUAGAUUGUCCUGUACAAUUCCAGAAUUAAUGACUAUCCAUUCUUGGUUGGCCUUUGGUGUGUUCAAGUUGGUAUGUUGUGUGAAAAGUAGGAGUGUAGUAUGAGGAUUUCUUAAAAUGGGCAAAUAAAGGUCACACAUUUCAAA
Phascolarctos cinereus (koala) is the source of this 3601-nucleotide messenger RNA. RefSeq names its product transmembrane 9 superfamily member 3 (gene TM9SF3). Gene Ontology annotation, biological process: protein localization to membrane. Gene Ontology annotation, cellular component: membrane. Lineage: Eukaryota; Metazoa; Chordata; Mammalia; Diprotodontia; Phascolarctidae. The record is from RefSeq and is a predicted model, not a curated record.